UAGUAUCAAAGGGGGAACCGCUCGUGGCAGAGGCAUAUCGCGCCACACACAACCUACAUUCAACGCUUACGGCGCAGCCAGCAGUUCGCUUCCUGCAAACGUUCCAGGCGGCAGCAAAGAUUCUCGCUCUGCGAACCUCACCGCAGCUUCCCGCGUCAUCAGCUCUCAGGGCAGAGAGGAGAUUGAAUUAAUUUCAAUUAAGGUGUUCAAUUUUCCGACCACAGGAGAAACGGAUUUAUUCUGUGAUAAACAGUGCAAAGAAGAAGACCAAAUUCGGAGUGAAAAAUGAUGAGCUCAUUGGCACUGCGAUUCGCGCCGCGGUUCGGCAAAUCUACCGCUGCAGCCGUGGCCAGUUCGUCCUCCCAGCAGAAGUUCAACACCUACUAUACCUACUCGAACCAGAUCUCGCAGCCGCUGGAGCGGAAGCCCACUUACACCACGGCCGAGGAAGCGGUCAAGUGCAUCAAGUCAGGGGAUGUUGUCUUCGUGCAGGGAGCUGCCGCUACUCCGAUCCACGUGCUGGACGCCAUGACCAAGCAUGGUAAGGAGAACAAUCUUCGCGACAUCACGGUGGUCCACAUGCACACCGAGGGUCCUGCUUCGUACUGUGCCCCCGACUGCAAGGAUAUCUUCCGUUCCAAGUCUCUCUUCAUGGGCGGAAACGUCCGGGCUGCCGUCGCCGAUGGCCGGGGAGACGCCGUGCCGAUUUUCCUGCACGAAAUCCCAAUCCUGUUCCGGCGAAAGCUGAUCCAGCCGGAUGUGGCCAUCGUGUCGGUUUCGCCACCGGACAACCACGGAUACGGCACGCUGGGAACCAGUGUCGACUGUGUCCGGGCUGCUCUGGAGAACUCCAAGGUCAUCAUUGCCCAGGUCAACAAGCAGAUGCCGCGGACGUUCGGAGACUCCAUCAUCCACGAAUCGCACUUCGAUGCGGCCGUGAACGUGGACAUUCCACUGCCGGAACACGGUGGCAAGGGAAUGAGCGACACGGAAACUAUGAUCGGUAAGCUGAUUGCCGAGAACCUGGUCGAAGAUGGUGCCACUCUGCAGAUGGGCAUCGGUAACAUUCCGGAUGCUGUGCUGAACGCGCUGCACAACCACAAAGACCUCGGAAUCCACUCGGAGAUGUUCGCCGGAGGUGUUGUGGAUCUAGUCAAGAAGGGCUGUGUGACCAACGACAAGAAGACGUACCACCGAGGCCGCAUCGUCGGAUCUUUCCUGAUUGGUACCAAGAAGCUGUACGACUUCGUGGACAAUAAUCCUUUUAUCGAAAUGCUCGAAAUCAACUACGUCAACAAUGUCGGCAUCAUUGCCCGCAACCCAAAGAUGACUGCCAUCAACUCGGCCAUCGAAGUGGAUCUGACCGGACAGGUGUGUGCCGAUUCGAUCGGAACUCGCAUGUAUUCCGGUUUCGGUGGUCAGGUCGACUUCAUCCGUGGUGCCGCCGAAGGUUUCGACGGCAAGGGAAAGCCUAUCAUUGCGCUGCCUUCGAUCACCAACAAGGGACAAAGCAAGAUCGUGCCGACGCUCAAGCCAGGUGCCGGAGUCGUUACGUCGCGAGCUCACGUCCACUAUGUCGUCACCGAGAAUGGUAUCGCAAAUCUGUUCGGCAAAUCGUUACGCCAGCGUGCGUACGAGCUGAUUCAAAUCGCCCACCCGGAUCACCGCGAAGCGCUCGAAAAGGCAGCAUUUGAACGGCUCAAGACCAUGCCGUCGCCCAACUAAAAAGAAGCACAAAGGCGUCCCGUAGGUCGUUCGAAACGAUCGUUUUUCCCCCUUUUGUUUUUAAGAUAAUUUGUGUCGAAAUAUUCCGAUUUGCUUUCGUCUUUAAAACAGGAAAGAAUUGCACAUUUCUUUGAGAGCACAUUACUGUCCGCGGAGCGUGUUAUCCUUUACCGAACAAUCGUUCGUUUUAAUCCAUCUAGGAACCAAACAUGCAUGUUUUUGUUUUACAAAAAUAACUAUCAAUAAAUUGCAUUCUUAGCAAAACAGCGGUAGAUAAGUAGAGCCAGUUCAAAAUUAGGCACAUGCCUAAUACGUUUCACGUAGACAGCAACAAAAAAUAAAACACGAUCAAACCAUCUAUCUCCGAAACGUGCAUUGCAUAACUUUAAGUACUACAUUGUAAUCACACAUCGUACAGAGAGAAAUUCAAUGAUCCUAAGAGGAUCGUUGGAAGUACUACCCUGUCACCUCAUUAGAAGCCAUGUGAGAAAUUAAACUAAGUAAUCAAAGCUACUAUGAGUAAACCGUGAUUAAUGCUAAAUACAAAAA
Aedes albopictus (Asian tiger mosquito) is the source of this 2274-nucleotide messenger RNA. Its product is annotated as 4-hydroxybutyrate coenzyme A transferase. The transcript is spliced from 4 exons. NCBI's taxonomy places the organism in Eukaryota, Metazoa, Arthropoda, Insecta, Diptera, Culicidae. The coding region runs from base 286 to 1725 and encodes 479 amino acids. Gene Ontology annotation, biological process: acetate metabolic process. Gene Ontology annotation, cellular component: mitochondrion. Gene Ontology annotation, molecular function: acetate CoA-transferase activity. The record is from RefSeq and is a predicted model, not a curated record.